CUCAAAAUACACGCCCGGAAAUGCGUUCUCACCCACCCGGUUUCUCAUUUAACGGGGACGCAACGCGCAGAAUCUUUUUUUUUAGAAGUUAUCCGAUGCUUCGCCGUUAGUAUGAUAGAGAAGAGAGCACGGUGCUAAAUCUGCUAGUAUUUACAGAAAGGUAGAGAGCUUGUCACUAAAGAUCCUGACUGUGAUAACUACAGUCAUGGCACCAAAGAAGAAAAAUGUUAAAAAGAAUAAAAUGGACAAUAAAGAGACUACUGUUGUUUUGGAAGAGAGUACAAUCAUUCAUCUGAAUGGCCUCAUAGAUGGAGACAAUGGUUUUAGCUGCAUUUCCACAGAGAUAACUAACUGCUCAUACAGUUCCAGUCUUUUGGAAGCACUCAGCAAAAUGAGGCAAGAGAAAUUUUUGUGUGAUUUAACCAUUGCUACAAAAAACAAAUGUUUUGAUGUUCACAAAUUGGUGAUGGCUUCUUCCAGUGAGUACUUCAGGAAUAUUCUGACAAAAGACCCGUCAAUCCAAAGAGUAGAUCUCAACGACAUCUCUCCUAUUGGUCUUGUCACAGUUAUUACUUAUGCCUAUUGUGGAAAAAUAACACUGUCAUUAUACACAAUUGGUAGCACAAUAGCAACAGCCAACCUGCUCAAAAUUCACUCUCUCAUAAAGAUGUGCUGUGAUUUUUUGAUGCAGGAAAUCAAUGUUGAGAAUUGCAUGUACAUUGUUAACAUUGCAGAAACUUAUGGACUCAAAAAUAUUAAGGAAGCAGCACAUAAAUUUAUUACUGAUAAUUUCCUCGAAUUUUCAGAAAGGGACCAGUUUUUUAAACUCACCUUUGAACAAAUCAUGGAAUUUAUGCUGGAUGAUACCCUGCGAUUGCCCUCAGAAAUCACAGCAUUCCAGAUUGCAAUUAAAUGGCUGGAUUUUGACAAUAACAGGGUUAAGUAUGCAGCAGAUUUACUGAACACCAUUCGGUUUUGUACAAUCUCAGCACAAGACCUGGUGAACUAUGUUCAGUCGGUGCCAAGAAUGAUGGAAGACCAGGGAUGUCAUAAACUUCUGGUAGAGGCCAUGAACUACCACCUGCUGCCCUAUCAACAGAACACCUUACAGUCCAGAAGAACAAAAGUUCGUAGUGGCCUCAGAGUUCUAGCAAUCGCGGGUGGCCGUCUAGACCUAACAGAAAAAUCACUCAGCAGAGAUAUUCUGUAUAGAGAUUCUGAAUGUGUUUGGAACAAACUUGCUGAAAUGCCUUAUAAAAGUUUCAAUCAAUGUGUAGCUGUGAUGGAUGGAUUUCUGUAUGUAGCUGGUGGAGAAGAUCAAAAUGAUGCCAGGAAUCAGGCGAAGCAUGCAGUGAGCAACUUCUGCAGAUAUGAUCCUCGAUUCAACAGUUGGAUUCAUCUGGGGAACAUGAUCCACAGACGCACCCACUUCAGCCUAAAUGUUUUUAAUGGUUUACUAUUUGCAAUUGGGGGGAGAAAUUCAGAUGGUCCUCUUUCCUCUGUUGAAUGCUAUGUACCAGCAACAAACAAGUGGCAGCUUAAGACACCUUUAGAGAUAUCUAGGUGCUGUCAUGCUAGUGCUGUCAUUGAUGGCAAAAUCCUGGUAACUGGAGGAUACCUCAAUAGUGCAUAUUCUCGUUCAGUCAUAGCCUAUGAUCUGUCAGUGGACAGUUGGCAAGAUAAGGGUAAUCUUAACACACCUAGAGGGUGGCACUGUGCCAUUUCCCUUGCAGAUCGUGUGUAUGCAUUGGGUGGAAGUCAGCUUGGAGCUAGGGGUGAAAGGAUUGAUGUGCUUUCUGUUGAAUGUUACAGUCCCUAUACUGGGCAAUGGAGCUAUGCUGCUCCUCUGCAAGUUGGUGUUAGUACUGCUGGUGUAACAACUCUUGACAGUAAAAUCUAUUUACUGGGAGGUUGGAAUGAGAUAGAAAAAAAAUAUAAGAAAUGUGUUCAGUGUUUUAAUCCAGAUAUUAAUGAUUGGUCCAAUGAAGAUGACUUGCCAGAGGCUAUAGUUGGCUUGUCCUGCUGUGUUUUUACCUUGCCUAUUCAAAGAACACAAGAAUCCAGGACCAGUUCAGUAUCUUCAGUCCCAGUUAGUAUUUGAUUACAGUUGAAGAGAUUUUUAAACUAAAAUCAAUUAAUUUCACAGAAAGAGGCUAGAUAUAAAUUGCUGCUCAAAUAAGCUUCCAUAAUUAGAAAACAGUUUGUAUCCAAUCAAGUUAAAAGGAAGUGGUACAACAAUGGUACCAAACAAGAUGUACAUAUUGCUCUGCUUAAGUUGGUUGUUUACAGGAGGAAUAAAUCAAUCUGAAGGUGUGACUUUCAAAUUGUUUGUGGCAUGCCACAACAGAUAACUGGAGUCAGAAAGACAGUUAGCUUCAGUAAAGAAUUCUGCAGUUUUUUAGCGGUCUGGACAUUCGUGGCUGAGGGUAGGUGUCUUGUGGCACAGUGGGCCACACUCUUGCCUCUGAGUCAGAAGCUCUGAGUUCAAGCCCAACUCCAGGACUUGAUGGCUAGAAAAGAUGCAUUCAUAACGUGGGCAAACAGGUUGAUUAUCAAUCUACAAAUCCUUCCAAUAUGUGACAUGCCUACGGCAGACAGUAGGAGCAAGAGAGACUUCUGGUCAGCCAUAUUUGACGUGUUGUGUCACUGCUCAAGCUAUAACCUCUGUUUUCAGGAACUAACCUAUUCCACUUGCAGAGAAUAUGUGUGUUCUUUGAUGCUUCAGGCUUCCCUAGGAAAAGAAAGUCAUUCUGAGUCUCAGUCUAGAGCUGGCAGAUUUUUAUAAGCUAAUAUUUAAAACUAAAUAAUAUGAUAGUUUAAUCGUUUCAUAAUUAACUUUAUAAAGUCAUAGUUAUUUCCUGUUUCUUGGUAGAAAUUCAGCUUCUUUUUAUAAAUCUGCGGCAAGUCGGUCUAUAUCUAUUGAGGCCAUUUUUGACACAACCACUAAAAAACCCAACAAAAGAACUGAGACAGUGUUUCCAAAGGCUGAACUAUCCAAUGCAUUUGUGGACUAUUGUAUUGCAGAGAAAAAUGUUUUGUUUUGCUUUAUCUAAAAUGCAAAAGAUUAUCAGAAUUCUGAAUGGCAUUCAUGACAUGGCAUGCUAUUCCUCAAUUCACAUCUUAUGUCUCUACAAAUUGGACUGAAAAAUGGUGUAUUUCAGUUGCCUUCUGUUAUGGAAACAGUGAAAACAAAGAUCAGAGACAAACAGUGGAAACCUGUAAGCAAUAUCCUAAGUUUGGAGUGGUGUUCACCCUAGUUUGUUUUCUCGGCAGUAGAAUUAUUCCACUGAAAUUGGAAUUCAAAAACAGCUUUCCUGUUUACCAUCUGCAGACUUCAAAUUUUGUUGAAAACAGCAGUACCUCAUUGUGUUAUAUGCUUCUAACGACUAUUUGCUGAAUUAAAGCAAUUUUUACACUCA
Stegostoma tigrinum is the source of this 3419-nucleotide messenger RNA. RefSeq names its product kelch-like family member 31 (gene klhl31). The record is from RefSeq and is a predicted model, not a curated record. Bases 206 to 2101 code for a protein of 631 amino acids. The transcript is spliced from 3 exons. Gene Ontology annotation, molecular function: protein binding. Lineage: Eukaryota; Metazoa; Chordata; Chondrichthyes; Orectolobiformes; Stegostomatidae. Gene Ontology annotation, cellular component: nucleus; cytoplasm. Gene Ontology annotation, biological process: negative regulation of protein phosphorylation.